Molecule: messenger RNA, 1438 nt
Organism: Cryptotermes secundus
Lineage: Eukaryota; Metazoa; Arthropoda; Insecta; Blattodea; Kalotermitidae
Product: putative methyltransferase DDB_G0268948
Exons: 6
Coding region: 417-1256 (279 amino acids)
Molecular function (GO): S-adenosylmethionine-dependent methyltransferase activity
Source: RefSeq, a predicted model, not a curated record
GGGAGUGAACGGAGAAGUUCAUGGAGGUAGGCCUACGCCCACUGGGGCUGUAGUGCCAAGGAAAGGAAACAAAUUUACGAGAUGUUGGCGAUAACCAACAUAAGCUAGGUUAGGUAACGCUGUUCAUGUUCAUGACAUUUAUUUCAAAUUCAAUCAGAUCCAGGUACAGGCUGAGAAGUAUAUUCACAAACCACUGGAUAUAGAAUGAGUCGCAUAUCAAAACAAAUGUUCAUUUGAAGUGAUGUUGCAGUAACCAUAUGUCAGUCGUGACCGUCGUGACACGCCAAUACAGGUAAAUUAAAAACACUGAUAUAUUUCCGCGUGACCGUCAUCCGUGGUGGCUGCAAUGUCUGUCUUGAAACGCAUGAAACUGACGUCUGUAUCGGUCUAAAUCGUCUAAAUAUUCACCAUCCAAAAUGAGCUUUCAUUAUUUCAAGGCUGCAGGACAUGCAACAGUUUAUAACAAGUUUCGACCGAAACCACCUGAAGAACUUGUCAAAAGGAUAAUUGAUUUUCUUGUGGAAAAGAUUUCACCACCGUUAGUCAGAGCCAUUGAUGUUGGAUGUGGUGGUGGCCAAAGCACUGAUGUUUUAGCUUCAUUUUUCCAGAAUGUACAAGGUUUUGACCCGAGUGAAUCACAAAUUACCGAAGCUACUCGAAAGAACAAAUUUCACAAUGUGACCUACAGUGUAGGGCAUGCAGAGAAGAUUGAUUGUCCAGAUUCAUCUGUUCAAUUAAUAACUGCUGCUCAAGCCUGUCAUUGGUUUGAUUUGCCAAAGUUUUAUGCAGAAGCAGGCAGGGUUUUGGUUCCUGGUGGAGUUCUUGCACUGUAUGGUUACCAUCUACCAAGACCAAGAUAUGGCAGUACACAUGAGGAGCUGUGCAGUAUCGUUGAAAAGUUCUACUGCACAACACUCAGAAACUAUGUGUUAGCAGAAAGUAAGGAGGCAUAUUUUGGUAAUUACAGAAGUGAUGAGUUCUGCAAAAUCCCAUUUGUAGAUGGACCCAUUGUACGUGACGAAUCAGUGUCAACUAAAUACAAUGCAACUGUGUCUGACUUAGUUGGUUAUGUCAGCAGCUGGUCAGCAUUUCAGAACUAUCAGAAUCAAGAAGGAGAAGAGAAAGCAGCGGACAUUCUUCUCAGACUUGAACAAGAAAUAAUGGAUAUGAUUCAUACUGCCAUGCCUCCACAUGAGACACACCUAGAACUUGAGUAUAACUACUUCCUGCUGAUGGGACGAAAACCACUGCUAUAAACAGUUUCAAAAGAUACAGUAAAAUCAUGAAUUCUGUAUAUGCAUACAAACAAGAAACUUGGAAAUAUAUAAGAUAGAACCAAACAAUGUAUUUAAAUUCCUUUAUUUUUUUCUGAGGAAACAAAUAUAUUUUUACCGAGUGUAUGUAACUUGUUAAAAUAUGGGACUCUAAAAAUGAUAGG